UUAUAUUUUUCAGAUAAGAUGGCCGGAGUGGUGAGGCUGCGUACUCUGGUCCAGGGCAAGGCUAAUUUUCACACAAUGAGUGUGGUGCGGGCUGCUGGAAGCCCACCUCCCUGGAAUUAUCUAUGGAAGCCAGGUCCAUAUCCUGAAUCUGAAGAUGCCAAGAUGAAGGCUGCGAAAAAGUACGGUCUGCUCUAUGAGGAUUACCAACCCUACCCUAAAGGAAGUGAUAUGCUGUGUGGAGAUUACCCCAACCUUCCUCUAGUCCCAGAGGCAUAUAGGUCUUCUACGUAUGAAUGGGAUUACCCGGAGUAUAAGAGGGACUACGGAGAGACUCCUCAUGUUGAGUGGGAUAAAUAUAGAGAGACGAGAUACACUCCGCCCCAAAAUCCCAUCUUAAGUAUCCCCUACAUGUUGUCCUGCUUCUUUGCUGUUGUUGGAGGAUUAACUCUGGCUAUUUACUACAGCUACGACAAUCCUUGGCUUCCACAAAUGCAACAGCCCCGUACUGCCAAGCAGUUGUAUAACCCUGGAGUCACCUACUACACUAUGGAGGAACUGGAGUAAUUUAUAAUCUUACAUAAACCCUUGUAACUCUUCUUUUCAAAACUUGAAAUAUAUUUAGAUUCAAAUUGUU
Messenger RNA from Eurytemora carolleeae, 634 nucleotides. It is a transcript of the gene ND-ASHI, whose product is annotated as NADH dehydrogenase [ubiquinone] 1 beta subcomplex subunit 8, mitochondrial. Bases 19 to 564 code for a protein of 181 amino acids. The transcript is spliced from 6 exons. NCBI's taxonomy places the organism in Eukaryota, Metazoa, Arthropoda, Copepoda, Calanoida, Temoridae. The record is from RefSeq and is a predicted model, not a curated record. Gene Ontology annotation, cellular component: mitochondrion.